Molecule: messenger RNA, 3105 nt
Organism: Monopterus albus (swamp eel)
Lineage: Eukaryota; Metazoa; Chordata; Actinopteri; Synbranchiformes; Synbranchidae
Gene: phospho1
Product: phosphoethanolamine/phosphocholine phosphatase 1
Exons: 3
Coding region: 1617-2504 (295 amino acids)
Molecular function (GO): phosphatase activity
Source: RefSeq, a predicted model, not a curated record
CCUGUUUCUGCUUUGAAAAGCUUAAAUUCAAGGCGACUAUUGCAACUGCAGACCUGAAAUGUUUGAAUGCAAUGUAUCUCUUUUAGGGGUCGUGAGGUUUUUGGCCAAACUCCUGUUGCCAAACACCAUCUGCUAGUUCAGGAGGCUUAACAGUUGAUUACUUUGCUUUUUCAAAAAUGUUUCUUUUAGCAGACAAAACUUUUUAAAUGGAGGUAGUAGGAUUGUUAGGUAAAGUGUACCUUCAGUCUUUUUUUUUUUUUGAGACCUAUAUGUCAUACUUUUACAUAUGGAAGCGAAUAGUGAAGAAAUUGAUUACUUGGUCCAAUUACAUGUCAACGUUCACCCUUUCCUGUAUCCUGUUUUAUUCCUCCGUUACCAGUGUGCCUCCUUUCAGGGUGCAUUAAGACAUUUGCUGUUGCUAGAAUACCUCCUAAAACGCUGUGUGCCCUCUGUCACCAUAGGCGGUUUUAAGUGGCUCGCAGUGAGUCACGUAAUCCUAUAAGGUAACAGAACGGGCUGAUGGGUAGAGAAAAGUGUGAGUGACUCACUGAUAUUGAGUGGGUGGUCAGGUAGCGAGGCUCACUUCAUGAGCAGAGGAGAUAAUAACACGCCGUCAGUACAUCUCCAUACCCAUUUGGGUUUGAAAAUAGUCAGCCACCCCAGCUGUUAGUCAUUAUGCCUUGUGGUGUAGAGGAGGGAGGAGGCUGUGUCUGUCAACGGGCAGAUAAGGAGAGGAGGGCUUCACCCUGUGUUUUUUCAGACGUGUGUUCGCUGCUCUGAAGGUUCCUGUGCGGUUCAUUAAGCACAGUGUAUUCACAGGGCUUUAUCUAGACUGUCUUGUGGGGAAACAAGCAGCCAAAUGAACUCCCUCACUGUGAUGCUAAUGUCUCACUGUAGAUGGGGGCAUUAUUUCAGAUUUGAAUUGGUGUAUUACUUUUGAUAAACUUUAUUCUACUCAGCUUCUCAAAUGUGAUACAGCUGUGUCCCCAUUCCGUUUCCCUUACAGUAGAGGUCAGAGGUCAGUUACAGCUUCAGAGCAGAAUGAACAAUUUUCUACUGAAGUAGGAAGAAAUCUUUUGCAUCAGGCCAACUGAUGGUGUUGAGAUUAUUCAGUUAUUUUCCUGUUUACUGCCAUGCACGGUGUUGUCCCAGACAUCAGGGUCCAAACACCACUUAUAAUACACAAUGUAGCGAUUUGAUCUUGUUCCAUCGCUAUUGUUCCUUACUCCUUUUCCGCCCACUACGCUCCGUCUCCCGUCUCCACUUCUUCUCUUGGGAGUAUCGUGAACGCGCUCAGUAGGCUGCUAUUAAAUGGGCGGACUUCGCAAGCGCGCUCACGUCCACAGCGCUCCGGUUGGCAAAUAAAAGUGCACUUCCAACCGGCCGGUCGGAGGACGUCUGUCUCUGCUCUCUGAGACCGGAUCGGGGAUCGGAACCAGCGCCGCCACGGCUUGAAGGUGCCUGACUGGGUCGAGAAACAGGUGACACAGCGGACACCCACGACAAUCGGAGAAAGCCUCGACCUCGCCGUGGCCUGCCUGGUGUGUGAUGCUGGACAGUGGGAGCGCAACAGAGGAGCUUUGAUGCAACUUGGCUACAGUAAGAGGUAGUCAGUCAUGGGGGAUUCAGUCUUCAACUGCUGUUAUGUCCCACCCCCAGGCAAGGAGGAGAUCGUCGUAUCCAGGCGCCCAGAGACCAUGGCACCCAAUUCGGCUCACAUCUCCUCUGACAAGCGCUUUCUCAUCUUCUUUGACUUUGAUGAGACCAUUGUUGAUGAAACCAGCGACGACAUGGUGGUGCAGGCUGCCCCGGGUCAGCACCUCCCGGACUGGCUGAAGGACACCUACCAGCCCGGGCGCUACAACGAGUACAUGCAGCGCGUCCUGGCCUAUCUGGCGGAGCAGGGCGUCACCGAGAGCGACAUACGUAGCAUCAUGGAGAAGUUACCGGCCACCCCCGGCAUGCUCACCCUCUUUCAGUUCCUCCGAACACGACCCCCGCAGGACUUCGAGGUGGUGCUGGUAUCUGAUGCCAACGCCUUCUUCAUCGAGUCCUGGCUCCGGCGCGUCGGAGCCCGCCCGCUAUUCCAUCACAUCUUCUCCAACCCGGCCACAUUCAACAAGAACGGGCGGCUGGUACUGAAGCCCUUCCACUCCAGCGACUGCCCGCGGUGCCCUAUCAACAUGUGCAAGCAAGUGAUCGUCAGGGACUACAUAGCCCGCAGGACGCAGGAGCGGAGACGACCCUAUCAGAGGGUCUUCUACGUUGGAGACGGAGCCAACGACUUUUGUCCUGCUCUCUCCCUCGGGCCCCGGGACGUGGCCUUUCCGCGACGAGACUUCCCCAUGCACCGGCUGAUCACUGAGAUCCAUGAAUCCAUGCCUGGGGAGUUCAAGGCGGUCACGGUGCCAUGGGUGAGUGGGGAAGAUGUGGUGCAACGGCUGAAGACGUUUGUGACAGAGGAUCCCACACGGCGACAGAGAGGGGACAAAGGAGACGAUUAAGGGGUCAUUUGACACUUUGUCAUAUUCUCAGGCAAUCAAUCCCCGAAACUAAUGUUCAAGGCAAUAACAUCAUUUGUAGCUAUUAUAUGUUAAAAAAAAAAGAGUAAAUCGUCUGUCUGGCUGGUGCCUCGGUCCACUUCGCGUUUGGAGGUUACUUUAAAACAUCACUAGGUAAUUAAUUAUUGAGACCUGCCAGCGUUAAAGGAGGAAAUCAAUGACAAGUCCAGUGCUUUGUUAAAUAUAAUGAUGUAGAACUAAAGAGUAUCACUUGAAAAGUUUUGAGGGAAUUGGUCUAUAGUUGUGUUAUGCAUAAUGACAAUAAAGAUUCUUGACUUGACUUGUAAUAAAAAGCCUAUCUUUAACCUGCUUGUUAUCCUUAUAAAUCGGAGUAAUUAUUUUAAUAGCAACAUUUUAAAAUGUUAACCAAGUUACUGUUUGCUCUUGAAUAGCGAUUCUAAAUAUUUGCCUAGGAGCUUCACUUUUUUAAAAUUAUGAAAUGUUCAAACAGAAUAAGUGAAAUCCGAGUAACCUGGUGGCAAUGGGCAUUCAACAGAACCUAUGAAAUGUGUCUGCUUGAUUUGUUAAGUGUGUUGUCUUUCCU